AACCCUCGCAUAUAUUUGUCGCAGUUCCAAGCCUCCACCUCUGCCAUCGCCCAAAGCCCUAGUAGAGAGAUUCUCAAAGAUGGUUCAACGUCUCACAUAUCGCAAGCGUCACAGCUACGCCACCAAAUCCAACCAACACCGUAUCGUCAAAACUCCCGGAGGGAAGCUAGUGUACCAGACCACUAAGAAGAGGGCGAGUGGGCCUAAGUGUCCUGUUACUGGCAAGAGGAUCCAAGGGAUUCCUCAUUUGAGACCUGCUGAGUAUAAGAGGUCCAGGUUAUCUAGGAAUCGGAGGACUGUUAACAGGGCUUAUGGCGGAGUUCUUUCUGGUGGUGCUGUAAGGGAAAGGAUUGUUCGAGCCUUUUUGGUGGAAGAGCAAAAGAUUGUUAAAAAGGUCUUGAAGAUUCAGAAGGCAAAGGAGAAGCUAGCCUCAAAGAGUUAAGAGAUUCAAGAGCUUAUUGAGUGUAGUUUUUGCUAUGGCUGAGCAUUUAAAAGUUAUUAAGAGAUUUUCUGAUCUGGAUCUUUUAUCCUUUUUGUGCGUUUUGCGUCUUAAACCAUGAUUUCUAUUACCCACCCCAUUUUGUCGACAAAUCCAUUAUGCUAAGAUUUUUAUUGUUUUAAUUAUUUUUCUGUUGGUGAUAAUAUAUAUAUACUUCAUUUUAGAUUGUUA
Messenger RNA from Alnus glutinosa, 670 nucleotides. Its product is annotated as large ribosomal subunit protein eL34-like. Bases 80 to 442 code for a protein of 120 amino acids. Gene Ontology annotation, biological process: translation; ribosome biogenesis. Lineage: Eukaryota; Viridiplantae; Streptophyta; Magnoliopsida; Fagales; Betulaceae. The transcript is spliced from 4 exons. Gene Ontology annotation, molecular function: structural constituent of ribosome. The record is from RefSeq and is a predicted model, not a curated record. Gene Ontology annotation, cellular component: ribosome; cytosolic large ribosomal subunit.